AUGAAAGGUUCAGCUGCUGUCGCUCUUUCUCUUGUCUCCUAUGCUGCUGCGGCAGCCUCACCACUCGUCUGGCCCUCAAGAUGGGACGAGGCCGAGGAUUACAUGAACAUGUUGGGAGGUUACGGCAAAGUUGGUUUCUCUGAUGCCAUCAUCACCUGCGGCUUCGGUAACAACCAGCAAGGACGACAGAACUCGGCCGAAUGGAUCCGAACAGCUUUCCACGACGCCGUGACACACGACGCCAAGGCCGGAACUGGCGGUGUCGAUGCGAGUAUCUUCUGGGAGACAAAGCGACCCGAGAACCCCGGAAAGGCUUUCGAGAACACCUUCGGCUUCUUCAGCGGUUUCCAUACCCCCAAGACCUCAGCUUCAGAUCUCGUCGCCCUUGGCACCGUUGUCGCUACCGGCCUAUGUGGAGGACCCAAGGUUCCCUUCCGAGCCGGACGAGUUGAUGCCUACAAGGCUGGCCCCUCUGGUGUGCCCGAGCCUUCCACCAACAUGAAAGAUACCUUUGCGGCUUUCACAAAGGCCGGUUUCACCAAGGAGGACAUGACCGCCAUGGUUGCUUGUGGACACGCUAUUGGCGGUGUUCACAGCGAGGAUUUCCCCGAUGUUACCGGUAUCAAGGCUGAUCCCAACAACGACACUUCUGUUCCUUUCCAGAAGGACGUUUCACAAUUCCACAACGGCAUUGUUACCGAGUUCCUGGCUGGCACGUCCAAGAACCCUCUGGUUGUCGCCAAGAACGAUACCCUGAACAGCGACAAGAGAAUCUUCAACAACGACCGCGCUACCAUGAAGAAGCUGUCUACAAAAGCUGGCUUCAACUCCAUGUGCUCAUCUGUCUUCGCCCGCAUGAUCGACACCGUCCCCAAGACCGUCACCCUGUCCGAUGUCAUCACUUAUUACGAUGUCAAGCCUUACGUCAACAACUUGUAUCUCGACAACAAGGGCAAGAUGCAUUUCACUGGAUCAGUUCGAUUCGCGCUCGACAACGGCCGCAAGGCAGACGACAUUUCCGUCAAGCUGGUCUACGCCGACAGGAGUGGCAAGGUCAAGACCACUGUGCCCAUGACACUCGGCAAUUGGCAAGGCGGACUCACCACUGGACUCACCACCAGCUUCGUCAACUUCGAGUUCGACACUACCAUUGAUGCGACAAAGGGCAUCAGCAAGUUCUGGAUCCAGGAGACCACCCCUUCAACCAAGACGACCAAGACCCACGACAAUCAGAAGACGGGUGGCUACAAGAUUGACGACACCGUCCUCUACCAGCAGCCCAACUCAUUCUUUGAUAGCGAUAAGCUUGCCAGCGGCCCUGCCCCUGUGACGGUCAGCGCCAUGGUCCGCGACAGCCGCGCCAAGGAGACCCUGAACCUGAAGUUCACCCGCAGAGUGGCUAUCAAGGGAGUCGAUGUGCCCAAAUUUCAAACCGAGGUGCUUCAGUUCAAGCCCACUGGAAAGAAGUCGAAUGGCUUCACUGCUUACCAGGUUAAGACCACCACCACGGAUCAGAACUCUAGCUUCGAUAUUGUUCUGAGUGGCAAGCCUUCCGCUGGCGUUGAGUACAAGAACAUCAACGCCAUGCCUCGAAGCUAA
Messenger RNA from Fusarium sp. VM40, 1599 nucleotides. Lineage: Eukaryota; Fungi; Ascomycota; Sordariomycetes; Hypocreales; Nectriaceae. The record is from the annotation of a GenBank genome assembly.